ACCAAACCGCACACCCGGAGAGGGCAUGAUGGCCAAGAAGCCCCCGAAACCAGCCCCCCGGAGGGUCUUCCAAGAAAGAUUAAAGAUGACUGCUCUACCUCUGUACUUCGAAGGAUUUUUAUUAGUCAAGCGAUUGGAAUACCACGAGUAUAAGCAUUAUUGGACAGAACUGAGAGGAACUACACUUUUCUUUUAUACAGACAAAAAAAGUACAAUAUAUGUUGACAAAUUAGACAUACAAAACUUCAUAUGCCUUACUGAACAGAAUUCAGCUGAGAAGAAUUAUGCCAACUUCACUCUUGUUUUGCCCACAGAGGAGGUGCACCUGAAGACAGAGAACAUAGAAAGCAGGGAAGAGUGGAGAAGCUUCAUUCUUACAGUGAAAGAGUUGUCUGUGCCCCAACAUGGAACACUUCUACCUGGGCAAGUGAUUAGACUACAUGAAGUCCUGGAGAAGGAAAAGAAAAGAAGGACUGAGAUAGAUCAGAUAGAACAGCUACCAGUUACAUCUGUGGAGAAAGAGAAGAAACUAAUUGAAGAACAUGUGGAUGUAUUCAACCCUAUGCCAGCUUGUUUUUAUACAGUUUCCCGGAAAGAGGCAACUGAGAUGUUGGAGAAGAAUCCUUCCUUUGGAAAUAUGAUCCUGAGACCUGGUAGUGACAGUGGAAACUAUUCCAUCACGAUCCGACAGGAGAUAGACAUACCGAGAAUCAAGCACUACAAAGUAGUGAAAACAGGAGAAAACUACACAAUUGAACUAGAAAAACCUGUCACGCUCCCAAGCCUUUGCAGUGUCAUUGAUUAUUUUGUGAAGGAGACUCGAGGAAAUUUGCGACCAUUUAUUUAUUCUACUGAUGAUAACUUUGGCCAAGAACUCAACACUGAAGGGAGACAUGAGAAGUUGAAGAAAAAUCCGUAUGUUGCAUGAAAAAAAACCCCCAGAAAACUGCCUUCAUAUACUUUAGGAAUUUGUAUUUUCAAAAGGAGCAUCUCCCUUUUAAAGAGAAUUACUAAUUACUUUCCAUUCCCAAGUCACUCAUUUGUACUCAAGUUACUCACUUGUACCCUAAUAAAAAAUGUAGCAUCAUUUAUUUAUUGGAAUGAAACGAACUCACUGAGAAACCA
Molecule: messenger RNA, 1125 nt
Organism: Octodon degus (degu)
Lineage: Eukaryota; Metazoa; Chordata; Mammalia; Rodentia; Octodontidae
Gene: Stap1
Product: signal transducing adaptor family member 1
Exons: 10
Coding region: 26-928 (300 amino acids)
Biological process (GO): positive regulation of B cell receptor signaling pathway; cell surface receptor protein tyrosine kinase signaling pathway
Molecular function (GO): signaling adaptor activity; protein kinase binding
Source: RefSeq, a predicted model, not a curated record